AUGAAGGACGUGAAACUCGACCGCUUCUCGAAAUGGCUGUAUCUGCACCGCUGCGUCGCCAUGGUGAUGGGUAUGGGAAGCCUGUGGCGCUUCCCGACGCUUGUCUACGAAGAGGGUCGCGGCGCCUUCCUGAUUUGCUACCUCAUCAUGACCUUCCUUUUGGCCAUGCCUCUGUGUCAGAUAGAGAUAGCUCUCGCCCAGUUCUCGGGUUCCAGCAUCAAGGCUCUGUGGAAGUGCAUGCCUCUCGGACGGGGCAUUGGUGUCGCUGGCUGCUACAGUGCUGCCUUGGUGAGCGUGUACAACGCAUUGGUGCUCGCAUACGCCACGAUGUACUUCUGCGACAGCCUACUAUACCCGGAGUUGCCGUGGACCCAAUGUGGACCCGCCUGGGGCGCCGACGGUUCUUGCUACGGACUGAUGGACGCCCAGCUCUUAUGUGGCCGUACAGCGAGGCCCCCGGUGUAUCUGAUGUCGGGAUUGCUGGGCCGCAGCAGCCAAGGCCCCGAUGCCGUGCCUGUGCUGAAGUUCCCGGCCAUGCCGGUGAAUGACACACUACGCUGCAAAAACGCCACGCUGCCGUCGUCCGAGCAAUUCUUCUACAAGCGUGUGCUGUCGUUGAGUCCGAGCAUCGAAGAAUUCGGGCACUUCCGGCUGGACCUCGUCUCCUACCUGGGCGCUGUCUGGCUCAUCACCUUCUUUCACGUUGUGCGGAAAGUUUUUCGUCAAGGCUCCGCCCCAGCGCCGCCCACUUUUCGGGACGUGCAACCAAUCUCCCUGCCGGCCGCGGCAGCGCCGCGCAGAGCGGCGGAGACGAGCCGCCAUAUUUACACUAUCUCUGAGCAGCGCGUGCGGGACUUGUAG
Molecule: messenger RNA, 861 nt
Organism: Rhipicephalus sanguineus (brown dog tick)
Lineage: Eukaryota; Metazoa; Arthropoda; Arachnida; Ixodida; Ixodidae
Product: sodium- and chloride-dependent glycine transporter 1-like
Exons: 6
Coding region: 1-861 (286 amino acids)
Biological process (GO): sodium ion transmembrane transport
Cellular component (GO): membrane
Molecular function (GO): glycine transmembrane transporter activity
Source: RefSeq, a predicted model, not a curated record